UGACUAUAAAAACGCAGAAAAAUGUAUAUAAAAGAGUAGAAACAGUAUGGAAUCGGUCAAUGAUUCAAGGUUUACAAAAAAUCCCGUAAAUUUUGGUGAUCUGUCAAGCUAUGAAGAUGAUAGUGAUAGCGAUGGAUAUAUGCCUGAGAGCUCUGGGAGUGAUGAGGAAUAUGAUGAGAGCGAUUUGAACGACGAAGAUUGGACAGAAAUUGGGAGAAAUAGGGACUUUACGAAGCAGUAUAAUCGCCAAAGACAUAUUAUCCAGAUGUCAAAGGAUGGUUUUGAUGGUUCCAGAGGGGUUCCAAGAGUAAAUAUUCGUGGUAUAGAAGGGAAUUCUCAAAAUAAGUCAAACAUUGAAACAGUGGAUGUUUUGAACAAAUAUAUGAGCCGAUUGAAUUUUAAGGAUUAUUAUCCAUGUGAUGAAAAAGUCAAAAUAUCAAAAGAUAAGUCGGAUAGAGCAACAACAGAACAAGUUUUGGAUUUAAGGACACGGAUUAUCCUUUUUAAAUUAAUAAAUAAAGGGAUAAUAUACAAGAUAAAUGGAUGUGUAAGUACUGGUAAAGAGGCAAAUGUUUAUCAUGCGGUUACUGAAAGUGGGGAACAAAGAGCUAUUAAAGUCUAUAAAACAUCUAUUUUGGUCUUUAAGAAUAGAGAUCGUUAUGUAUCUGGUGAAUAUAGGUUUCGACAUAAUUAUAGUAGACAUAAUCCUAGAAAAAAAGUGAAACUUUGGGCAGAAAAAGAAAUGCGAAAUUUAAAAAGAUUAUAUCAGGCAGGAAUUCCCUGUCCUGAACCAUUGUAUCUUCGUAUGCAUGUUCUUGUUAUGAGUUUUCUUGGAGGAAAUGACUCUUGGCCAUAUCCACGUCUUAAAGAUGCAAAUAUAUCAAGCAACAAAUAUCCCGAUUUGUAUUUUCAGUUGUUAUGUUAUAUUCGAAUCAUAUAUCAAGUUUGUCAUUUGGUACAUUCUGAUUUAUCAGAAUAUAAUAUUUUAUAUCAUUCGAAAGUUUUAUAUAUUAUUGAUGUAUCACAAUCGGUUGAACAUAAUCAUCCUCAUAGUUUAGAUUUUUUACGAAUGGAUAUUACUAAUAUUAAUGAUUUUUUUCGAAAAAAUGGUGUAACAUGUUUCAAUGCAAAAGCUAUAUUUGAUUUUGUCAUAUCUGACUCUGGUGGAACGACUAAAGAGGAAAUUGAAAAGACUUUGAUUGAGAUGCAGAGUUCGGAGAAGUUUCAAGAGUCAAUUGAUUUUAAAGAAGAUAUGGUAUUCAAAUAUUCAUAUAUUCCCCAAACGCUUAAUCAAGUUAAUGAUGAGGAAAAAGAUAUAGAAUUAAUUAACAACAAAAAUGGAGAUAGUCUUUUAUACAAGAGAUUAAUUAAUAUUUCUUCAGAAUCUGAAAUAGAUAACGAUAUUGAAUCAGAUUAUUAUGAUAAAACUGAUUCUAUAUUGGAUGGCAAUUUUAAUAAAAAUGAUGAGUCUAAGCCUAGUCUUUCAAGAUUAAAGAAGUUUGAAGAUAAAAAUGUAAAAAAGGAACGUAAAACUCAAGUUAAAGAAAUAAAUAAAGAACGUAGGAAACACAAAUUGCAUAAGGCUGAAAAGAAACAAAAAAUUAAAGCGUCUAAAAAAAGAAAAAGUAAAUAAUUUUUUAAAGAAAAAUAAUUAAUCUAUUUCUUAAGAAAAUAUAUU
This is a messenger RNA of Pneumocystis carinii B80, 1678 nucleotides long. RefSeq lists its product as hypothetical. NCBI's taxonomy places the organism in Eukaryota, Fungi, Ascomycota, Pneumocystomycetes, Pneumocystales, Pneumocystaceae. Gene Ontology annotation, molecular function: protein serine/threonine kinase activity; ATP binding. Bases 47 to 1633 code for a protein of 528 amino acids. The record is from RefSeq and is a predicted model, not a curated record. The transcript is spliced from 7 exons. Gene Ontology annotation, biological process: maturation of SSU-rRNA; protein phosphorylation. Gene Ontology annotation, cellular component: preribosome, small subunit precursor; cytosol.